Drosophila innubila is the source of this 1249-nucleotide messenger RNA. RefSeq lists its product as uncharacterized. Gene Ontology annotation, molecular function: protein binding. The record is from RefSeq and is a predicted model, not a curated record. The transcript has 2 exons. Bases 108 to 1157 code for a protein of 349 amino acids. Lineage: Eukaryota; Metazoa; Arthropoda; Insecta; Diptera; Drosophilidae.
CUAUAGGCACGGGUGUUCUAUUUUUUUAUAGCUAUCAAUUUAAGUAGCAUAGCGAAAUUUUGGGGUGUUCUUAGUAUAUCUGAGUAAUAUACAUAUUUGGUUUUAUAAUGCCAUAUCUAUAUGGCAUUGCGGAUACCAAGUUUCUGGUCAAGAAGAAAGGCAAAGCUAAGGCGGCCAGUACCAACAGUGUGCCACCCGUUAAAUUUCAUCGCAGUCAUGUUAUACCUGAACCACUAAAGUUCGAUCAUAAUGAAUGGCCAAUUCAGUUUCGGGUCAGUCCGGCAACACUCGUCGAACUGUGUGUUAAUGUUGUGGAUAAACUACCAUUACCUUCGAUAUUUGAAUGGAACGAUAUGGAUAUAAGGCGUUGGAUAAGUCGCUAUGGUUAUCCACAAUAUAUGAACACCUUUCGGGUUAAUAUGAUCUGGGGUCGGAAGCUGCUGUUACUGGACGCUGAUGCUUUGACAGCAAUGAAUAUCAAGGAUUUUGAUCACAUUAGGCAUAUUACUUAUGGCAUUCGAAUGUUGUUCCACUUUGAGUUGACGAAAUUCUCGCAUAGUAUUUCGUUGCCGGAUGAGAAACCCAAUGAAUUAUAUUUGCUGUGGCAUACACAAACUGGUGUCGGACAUGAUGCAGUGCGUCAAUCGGAUUUGUAUAGACGCAUGCAACUGAUACGAGAGCGUGCUCUGAAUUUGGUCCAUUGGGAUUUGCUCGAUUUGUGGCUGCGUCGGGAGCGUGAACGCAAAUAUGUGGAGGUGAUUGCACUCGUCUCACGAUUUAACAUGUUCAAGUGCCCCGAGGAGGAGACAGUAAAGGAUGUGAUACCAGAAAGUCUAUCUGAACGUCUGUGCAACAUAUGCAUACCACCCUGUGAGUGCUACUGGACAUCCAAGGAUUUGUCGCUGCCCUGGCGUCUCAGCUGCCUGACACCGGGUCUGGCCCCCUCCCACAGCCGCUGGAAGGCCAAUGAGCGCAAAUGUCCUAUUUGUAUACCGCCAUGCGAGUGCCGCUGGCCAUCCCGUUACUAUCUAACCGGUACAGUCAUCAAAUGCCUCAGCCGCAAUUUUCCGGAAAAGUUUUCACCCAUUUUCGAUGAGCGCAUCACGACCGUAGUGCGUCCUAGUUUGGUUGAACGUUGGACCCGUUUCUCAAUUUAGAUUGCCAUAUAUUUGAUUCCAGCUGAUAAUUUGGUAUUGUUUCAAAACGUUUACGACAAAAAAAGACCCCAAAUACAUAUUUUAUAAUUCGA